Molecule: messenger RNA, 2616 nt
Organism: Hyaloscypha bicolor E
Lineage: Eukaryota; Fungi; Ascomycota; Leotiomycetes; Helotiales; Hyaloscyphaceae
Product: HET-domain-containing protein
Exons: 1
Coding region: 177-2276 (699 amino acids)
Source: RefSeq, a predicted model, not a curated record
CCGUAACCUGUAUACACACCAAAUUAUAUCGACACUUCUAUUCUAUAGCUUCUACGGUCACAGUGUACCCUGGAAUGCGUCACACACCUAACAGUUGUCUACGCACGGCGUCCGACGUGCGCAGGGGGAUACGCAGCAAAACUGCCUAAUCAAUCCUACAGAUGAGUCGGUCCUGGAUGGUAUUGGGACCUAAUAUCGCAAACCCUUAUUCCAAAGGGUCGGGGUUGCUGGGGCCAACACGAUUAACGUCCAAACGGCUUUCAACGAGCACAUCAAGCGCCAUUUCUUCUCCUGCCGAUGCUGUUUGCGGUAACUGCUCCGACCUGGAUCUCCCUGGCAUCUUCGCGGGUGGUUUUGUGAUUGAAAAUGGAUUCAUAUCACGAAAAAGUCAACCUUUCGCUAGAUGGCUCUGGCAAAAAGCGGAGAACUGUCAGUUUUGCAACUUCUUGGAAAGAGCCAGUGCAUUGCGCCGCACUUCUCCUUGGUUUCAACGAGAUAACGCGCACCUCAAAUUGAGAUGGUUGAAGAGAGAGCCGAGUGAAUUGUUCAAUUUUGACGAGGAGGAAGUGAUUCUUCGUUUGGCCUGGGACCCUUCUAUUUCAGAGGACUCGGGUCAUCUUCACAGGAAUAUCUCGUAUUGGGAUCAAGUCCUGCUUGGCUGCUCAGCAUCAGACGAUUAUCUUGGGCUCCAGCAGCGGGAUUGUUCGAUCGGGGUGGUAACACCAUAUAUAGAGUCACUCGAGACUCUGAGAAACAGUAUUACAAUAUGUGAGAAAAGCCAUUCGUGUCUAACUAGCUCCAAAGAUAUGCGAGAGAUCCCAUCCGUUCCAGCCCGAGUCAUUGAUUGCACGAGUCGUCAGGUGGUCACGGCUCCACGGGCCUGUCGGUAUCUGGCUCUAAGCUAUGUUUGGGGAGACUCGAAGAAGCCUCCAUCCGUAAAGAUUGGUGAGACUCUUCCUGUUUUGCCUCAGACUAUUGAAGACGCGAUCGCAGUUACUUCAAGUCUUGGCUUUCAGUACUUGUGGGUCGACAUGUACUGUAUCCUUCAAGACAAUGACGAGGACGUUGGCAAUCAAAUUCGACACAUGGACCUUGUCUACCGCAGAGCUCAGGCAACCAUAAUUGCAGCGGCUGGGAGUGACCCUACUUUCGGUCUCCCAGGCGUGAGCUCUGUCCGAGGAAUCCACCAGGCUAGCGUCAAAAUGGAAGGAAUCUCACUCGCUACCUUUCCGUACGAUCCUUGGAUGCCCGUGAGGAAUUCCAAUUGGGAAAACCGAGCGUGGACCUUUCAGGAAGGCCUAUUCUCCCCUCGGCGAAUAUUCUUCACAGCAGAGCAGAUUAUCUUCAACUGUUCUGUUGGAUGGCACUGCAAAACGAUCCGCCCGACUCAACGAAUUAAGGUCACGGGCGCAAUCAAUUCUCUGAAUUUCUGGCCGUCGUUCUGGAGUCCCCAGUGUCCGGAUUGGGCGAUCUUUGAUCUGAUUGAGAAGUACAGCUCUCGUCAGCUGACUUUUACCGGGGACAUUUUGAAUGCAUUCUUGGGAGUUUUACGUGCCGCUGAGAACCUCCCUUCCCCUGUCAGACAUCAUUGGGGCAUACCAAUACUGUCCCCUGAAAGAGGUGCCUUAGGAAGUUUUAUCUUCGGUUUAUUAUGGACAUUUACUCAAUGGAAACCACAAAAAAUGCGCCGACGAGAUGAUUUCCCCAGUUGGUCUUGGCUUGGAUGGGAACGUCCCGUAAUUUAUAGGGAGCGGUACACUGAACCCACGAGAUACCUACCACCCCCCGACUUCUGCGUUAGUAUCGAGCUCCUUAAUGGAUCCACAAUCUCAUGGGCAGAAUUUGAGAGGGCAUUAACAAGCGACCGAUCCCCUUUGCCAACGACAAAAUUCCUCACCAUUGAGGGAUGGACUGUACCCGUCAAGCUGAAAUUUUUGAAGCGGAGACAUUUCAAACCGACCAUGGGCUCAUUCUUUACCGUCUACGCCGAUUUUGGAGCAGAAAGCCAGAGUGGCUCGUGUUUUGAUAUACAUGUCAACAAUGUCAACAAUGGUCCUAAUGAUGCAGAAUAUCCCGAAGUUGAAGGGGUGGCGAAGGUUUAUAACGGAAUCGGCAUCCCACUACACUGCCAUAGCAAGGUGAACCACAGAUACCCAAUCCUGAUUCUUGUGCAAAGAGAUUCAUUCUGGGAACGAGUGGGUGUAUCUUUUCUGGACUCUUGGCAAGCGGGUCAGUCUUUAAUAAAAUUAGAGCAACGGAAAAUUCGCCUUGGAUAAAAAUCGAAUGCAAUAUAUCAAAAUACUGGAUAUCUAGAAUCGUUGCUCAGCGGUUAUGACUCGUCCGUGCGAGAGACGUUGUUAUUGCUGGACGUUUCCCAAAUACCAGGGUUUGCGGGUAGCUCCACUCGACCAACUACGGGCUGAUUUAAAAAAAAAUGACCCAUGAAUCCUGGGGCUGGACCUUCAUUCUCCUUCCGCUGUUCAUUAUAAACCUCCUUACAACGUUGCUUGAGCCACCCUCGAUCCGCUAUGACAUUGUCAUACAUAUAGAUGCAAUUCGAAGGGGACAUUCUUGCUAGCAUGCUAAAGCAUGGCUCGCUGAUAUCUGGCGAGAAUA